Messenger RNA from Phialemonium atrogriseum, 826 nucleotides. RefSeq lists its product as uncharacterized. The record is from RefSeq and is a predicted model, not a curated record. Lineage: Eukaryota; Fungi; Ascomycota; Sordariomycetes; Cephalothecales; Cephalothecaceae. Bases 203 to 811 code for a protein of 202 amino acids. Gene Ontology annotation, molecular function: RNA binding. Gene Ontology annotation, biological process: exon-exon junction complex disassembly. Gene Ontology annotation, cellular component: exon-exon junction complex; cytoplasm. The transcript has a single exon.
AGCGCAUCUUUUUUCGAACGCCCACCAACCGAAAUUGAAAUCCUCAGAGCCCCUUUGGAUCUUCCCAUUUUGACAUCCGAGAGGCAGCGGAAUAGACAGCAUCCACCCCCUGAGUGAGGGUCUCAGGGGCCUCCGACAACCAGAGCCAUUUCCCUCUCCCUACCUCUCCUAUCCCCCCUCUUCUCUUUCCAGCAAUCACACCAUGUCGCCCCAACCCUCAAAGUCGGGCAUCGUCACCGAUGAUAGAAGCGGCGAGAGGCACAUCCCCGAGACCACCCGAGCAGACGGAACGACAAGAAAGGCGAUCAAGAUCCGGCCCGGCUACAGGCCGCCCGAGGACGUCGAGGUGUACAAGAACCGGACCGCCGAGACUUUCCGCCGCGGGCAGGGCGGGAUCCCCGGCGCGGAGGGCCUGAAGGAGGACACGGCGUCGGACCAGGCGUCCGGCGCCAGCAACAAGAACGCCAAGAGGCGGGAGGCCCGGAGGAAGGCGAAGGCCGCCGGGGAGCAGCAACAGGGCGCCGGGACGGAUGCGGCCGGAGCUCCCGCAGCGCCUGCCAAACCGGAGGAGGCGGACUCGGAGGUGGAAAGGGAGAAGAAGGUCCGGAACCUGAAGAAGAAGCUCAAGCAGGCCAAGGAGCUCAAGAACAAGAAGGACACGGGCGGGUCCCUCCUCCCCGAGCAGAUCGCAAAGGUCAUCAAGAUCAGCGAGCUCGUCCGGGAGCUCGACGCCCUAGGUUUCGAUGCCGACGGCGAGCCCAAGGGCCAAUCCUCGCUUGCCGAUGCUGCCGGGGAAGACACGCCCAGCUGAAAGAAAAGGGGGUGU